Bipolaris zeicola 26-R-13 is the source of this 261-nucleotide messenger RNA. RefSeq lists its product as uncharacterized. The transcript has a single exon. The record is from RefSeq and is a predicted model, not a curated record. The annotation marks the transcript as partial. NCBI's taxonomy places the organism in Eukaryota, Fungi, Ascomycota, Dothideomycetes, Pleosporales, Pleosporaceae.
GAAGAGCCAGCCGCACCUAGGGUUGACGAUGCUGUCGCGCAGCUGAUAUCGCAGUUCCAAGGCAUGACACUAAGUGUGGAGCAGUUUGACUACCUCCGACAGAGCACCCCGGCAAUACGAAAGCUAUUCGAGAAGCCGCAGAACCAUGUAGAAGCUUAUCGGAAGCUGGUUAUCGGAGUGAAGAAAGCAGAUCCGCCUGUACUCGAAAGGAAUGAUGGCAGCUUCCAAUCGAUCUACCCUCCGAUCAUGAAAUCGCAAGCC